CAUGCGCAGAAUGCGACGGAAACAGAGCGUGUACGAAGCCGGUUGGCUAAAAUAUUUUGUUGAGUUUACUUCCAUUUCAUCGCCUUUUCAACCAUAAUUUGGCCAAUAAAUUGAAAUAUGCAACCAUCAAGCCUUGUGUAUUCUGUGGUGGCCUUACUUUGUGUCCUUGGCACAGGUUUGGCUGCUGAUCGAAAGAAAUUACAGAUCGGCAUCAAAAAGAGAGUAGAUCCAGAGAAGUGCAAAGUCAGGUCUAAAAAGGGAGAUGUCCUCAAAAUGCACUAUACCGGUAAACUAGAAGAUGGCACCGAGUUUGACAGCAGUAUACCUCGUGGUGAGCCAUUUGUCUUCACUCUUGGAGCUGGACAGGUCAUCAAAGGAUGGGACCAAGGCUUAUUGAAUAUGUGUGAAGGAGAGAAGCGUAAACUUGUCAUUCCAUCUGACCUUGGUUAUGGUGACCGUGGAGCCCCACCAAAAAUUCCUGGUGGCGCUACCUUAGUAUUCGAAGUAGAACUUAUCCAGAUUGAAGGUGGAAAGACCGAGUUAUGAGGACCGUUUCAUAUGCCCAUAUAGUACUUUCACGUUCACCAUACUCAUUCCAUGUAGUAUUCAUCAGUAAGAGUAGCCAGCAUGUUUGUCAUAUCUUCCAGUAGUCGGUAGGACCAGGACAGAUUCCGUUUUACCAGGUAAUUCUAAAUUGGCUGUUGACUUAAAGUGUAUCAUUCAAUGUAUGAAAGUUAGUAUCUUGUUGUUUUCAGUUUGGGGGUUAAGGAUGCAAAUUGUUUUUCUGUAUAUGUUCACCAAAUUGUCAAAGUGACAUGUUGGCUGACAAUGUAUAUGUAGUCCUUAAGCUGUUUCUCAGAGUUAUGUAGGCCUAUAGAGUAUUGAGAAAACCAAUCUUCUGUAGUCCCAGUGUCCAUUUAAAACAUACAUUUUAUGAAAAUAAAAUUAAAAAAUUGUGUGAAUUCUCAGUUUGUUCUUGAAGUUGCGGUAUUCAUUUUUGUUUUUAUUUCAUGAGAAUAAACUUUUGAUGUCUGUG
Messenger RNA from Lineus longissimus, 1036 nucleotides. RefSeq names its product peptidyl-prolyl cis-trans isomerase FKBP2-like. Gene Ontology annotation, molecular function: peptidyl-prolyl cis-trans isomerase activity. The record is from RefSeq and is a predicted model, not a curated record. Lineage: Eukaryota; Metazoa; Nemertea; Pilidiophora; Heteronemertea; Lineidae. Gene Ontology annotation, cellular component: endoplasmic reticulum. The transcript is spliced from 5 exons. Gene Ontology annotation, biological process: protein peptidyl-prolyl isomerization. Bases 118 to 546 code for a protein of 142 amino acids.